Molecule: messenger RNA, 1296 nt
Organism: Darwinula stevensoni
Lineage: Eukaryota; Metazoa; Arthropoda; Ostracoda; Podocopida; Darwinulidae
Source: the annotation of a GenBank genome assembly
GGAUCGACGAUGGGAUUGGACCGUGUUCCCGAGUUCACAGCCCUGGAUUACGUCGUUUUCGGUCUUUCUCUCCUGGCUGCAUUAGGAGUGGGAUUGUAUUUUGGCUACACUGGUAGGAAGGAAUCUCACAAAUCCUUGAUCGUGAGCGAUGGCAUACACAUGAUCCCGGUCGUCCUAUCCUUGAUUGCCAGCUACCUCUCAGCCAUUCUUCUCCUCGGAACCCCAGCGGAAGUGUAUGCCUACGGGAGCCAAUGGUUUCUGACAGGGAUUGGGGCGAUGCUCGGGACCCUUACAGCAUGCGUCAUCUUCGUUCCCUUCUUCUACCGUCUCCGCAUUACCAGCAUCUUUCAGUAUUUCGAGAUGAGGUACAGAUCCAGAGUGGUGAGGCUGACCAGCAGUAGCAUAUAUUUAAUACAGCAAGUUUUGUACAUGACAGUCGCCUUGUACGCCCCGGUAGUGGCGGUUUCCUCUGUCACCCCUUUCCCGGAAUGGCUCGCAAUCAUCGUUGCUGGCGGCAUCUGUACCGUCUACACAGCCUUCAGCCUCACACCCCGCUGUGUUGUACAGGGUGGCCUGAAGGCUGCGGUGUGGACGGAUGCCUUGCAAGUCUUCCUCAUGUUCGGAGGCGUGCUCCUCAUCGUCAUUCACGGGACGAUAGAGGUCGGGGGAAUCGAGGAAGUCUGGGCUAGAGCCUCUUCACACGGACGAGGACAGGUUUUCAACAUUAUGUCCUCUCCGUCCAAAACUUUGUCGAACAACGUUGCAUGGAAACCUUUCCCUCCGUCUGUUCCUAUGCGUAGCUUCUCGUUCGACGUGUACGAGAGGCACACGUUCUGGAAAUUGAUUUCCUUCAUGUGGCUGGGUUGGAUGCUGGUCCAUGGAUGCAAUCAGCCAUCUCUUCAACGAUAUUCCUGCAUGAAGAACGAGAGGAGAGCUGUCGUGAGCGUGUUGUGCAAUAUUCCCGGGUCCAUUUCCCUCAUGUUGUUGGCGGCAUUUUCGGGACUGGUCGUAUUCGCUGUCUACGUAGACUGUGAUCCCUUGAAGGCUGGAUACAUCAAGAAGCAAGAUCAGAUCAUCCCAUAUUACGUCAUGGAUAAGCUCAGUCAUCUGAAUGGUUUACCAGGAAUCUUUCUCGCUGCUCUCUUCAGUGGAGCUCUCAGCACGUUAUCAUCCGGUUUGAAUUCCCUAGCUGCUGUGACUUGGACAGAUGGAGUGAUGUUCACUUCAUGGCAUCCAAAUCUCACCGACAAACAGUCCAUCACUAUCAUCAAAGUCAUCGGUAAAUCAUCACAUUGA